GGAUGGCGGCACCUCCUCCCGCUCUUCCCGCUCCUCCUGCGCGCGGCGGGCGUUAACAGCUCCUCGCCUCAGCUCGCGCUGCUCCGCUGAGUUCUGCCUGCGCGCGCACUCAACUUUGCUUCUGUAUUUUUUGUUUAUUUCAUUUUUUUUAAAGGGGGAAAGGGGCGGAGCUUGAGUUCUUCCCGUGCGUGCACGCGACGCGCUCUAACCGGGAGCGCACCUGCCUCCGUCGCGUGCUCCAGUGAUGUCCGCGGCUGCCGCUGCACCGGUGGCGAUGCGUCCGCGUGUGCGCUCGUGUCCGCGCUCGCGCGCGCUGCUGCUUCUACUGCACGGGCUGCUCGUGGCCGGACUCCCGCGCGCCGCGCUCGCCUUCACGGAGGAGCCCGUGGAGCGCGUGGCCAAACCGGACGCCUUCUGUAGCUGGAUCUUACGCGCGCAGCCGCAGGGCGCGAGGAAAGAGGGGCACAGCGAGUUCAGGCUGCGCGUGGAGGGGGAUCCCGAACACUACCAGCCCGCGAGCACCUACAGAGUGACAUUAUACGCCACCAACCCCGCUUACUUCAGAGGCUUCACUCUCAUCGCUCUGAAGGAGGGGAGGAACGGGGAGAAAGAGGAGGAUUACGCCGGCAAUUUCCAGAUCAUUGAUGAAGAGGACACACAGUUCAUGACUAACUGCCCGCCUGCCGUCACAGAGAGCACCCCUCGUAGAAGGACCAGGAUACAGGUGUUCUGGACAGCGCCCCCAUCAGGCAGUGGCUGCAUACUACUGAAGGCGAGCAUCGUUCAGAGGAAGAUCAUCUCCUUCCAGGAUGAGGGUUCACUCACAAAGCGGAUGUGUGAGAAAGAAUCACUAUAUGGAGAAUCCACAGAUAAACCGCUGCUGGACUGCUGUGCUUGUGGAACAGCGAAGUACAGGGUCACCUUCUAUGGGAACUGGUCAGAGAAGCUUCACCCCAAGGAUUACCCCAGGAGAGCCAACCACUGGUCAGCCAUCAUCGGGUCGUCUCACUCCAAGAACUAUGUGCUGUGGGAAUAUGGAGGUUACGCGAGUGACGGAGUUAAACAGGUGGCUGAGCUGGGUUCACCAGUGAAGAUGGAGGAGGAAAUUCGGCAGAAGGGUGAUGAAGUAUUGACGGUCAUUAAGAUGAAGGCCCAGUGGCCCGCCUGGCAGCCCCUGAAUGUACGGGCCGCCCCUUCAGCCGAGUUCUCGGUGGACCGCUCACGGCACCUCAUGUCCUUCCUGACCAUGCUGGGUCCCAGCCCAGACUGGAACGUGGGGCUCUCAGCUGAGGACCUCUGCACCAAAGAGUGCGGCUGGGUUCAGAAGCUGGUCCAGGACAUGAUCCCGUGGGAUGCAGGCACAGACAGCGGGGUCACGUACGAGUCUCCCAACAAGCCCACUGUUCCUCAGGAGAAGAUCCGGCCUCUCACCAGCUUGGACCAUCCUCAGAGCCCGUUUUACGAUCCAGAGGGGGGUGCUAUCACGCAAGUGGCCAGGGUAGUUGUGGAGAGAAUCGCCCGCAAGGGUGAGCAGUGCAACAUCGUGCCUGAUAACGUGGAUGACAUAGUGGCAGACAUUGCCCAGGAGGAGAAGGAGGAAGACGACACUCCUGAGACAUGCAUUUACUCCAACUGGUCACCUUGGUCGGCAUGCAGCUCCUCCACCUGUGAGAAGGGCAAGAGGAUGAGGCAGCGGAUGCUAAAGGCCCAGCUGGACCUGAGUGUUCCCUGCCCACAUACCCAGGACUUUGAGCCCUGUAUGGGGCCGGGCUGCAGCGAUGAAGAUGCUACAACCUGCAUGAUGUCAGAGUGGAUCACCUGGUCUCCGUGCAGCGUGUCGUGUGGGCUGGGAAUGCGCUCCAGGGAGCGUUAUGUAAAGCAGUUUCCUGAGGAUGGUUUCGCCUGCACUCUGCCCACAGAGGAAACCGAGCCCUGCACAGUCAACGAGGACUGCUCUCCGAGCAGUUGUCUGGUGACGGAGUGGGGUGAGUGGGAUGCCUGCAGUGCCACCUGUGGGCUGGGAAUGAAGCGUCGGGAGCGUAUGGUGAAGAUGCCCCCCUCUGAUGGCUCCAUCUGCGGGGCGGAGGUGGUGGAGGUGGAGAAGUGCAUGAUGCCAGAGUGUCAUACCAUCCCGUGCCUGCUGUCUCCGUGGUCUGACUGGAGUGACUGCAGUGUGACAUGUGGAAAGGGCACGCGAAUGCGACAGCGCAUCCUCAAAUCCCCCGUAGAGCUGGGAGAGUGCACGGAGGAACUGGAGCAAGUGGAGAAGUGCAUGCUGCCAGAGUGCCCUUCAGACUGUAUAAUGUCGGACUGGUCGGAGUGGUCCGAGUGUAAUAAGUCCUGUGGGAAGGGUCACAUGAUCCGGACGCGGAUGAUAAAGAUGGAGCCUCAGUUUGGAGGAGACCCGUGCGCCGAGACGGUCCAGAGGAAGAAGUGUAAGAUCCGGAAGUGCAGCCAGGGCGGCGCCAACAGUGAGGAGAGGAAGAAACGCAAGGAAGCUCGCAAGAAGAGGAAGAACAAGCAGGGCAGGGAGGAGGGAGGGGAUGAGCUGGCAGGAUGCAAAAUGAAGCCGUGGUCUGGAUGGACGGACUGCACCAAGUUAUGUGGCGGAGGAAUCCAGGAGAGGCUUAUGACGGCCAAGAAGAGAUUCAAGAGCACGCAGCUAAACAGCUGCAAGGACAGGAAGGAGAUCCGGGCCUGCAACGUCCAUCCCUGCUAGGGUUGCCGAGGCUUACGGGAAGGGACACAUUUCGGCACGGGGACUGGAUUUAACCGGAUUUAACAGGAUUUAGCGGGAUUUAGCUGGAUUUAACGUCCAUCACUGGCUCUCAGUGGUGUGGGGCACUCUGUUUAGGGAUGGCAUGGUGCAACAGUUUUUGCUCAUUUUUAUGUUUCUUAUUUUUUAUUAAAUAGAAUAUAGAAUAGUGACCCACGGUUUGUUUGGGUGAUUGAUUGGAGGAAGGUGCUUAGAGUCGCAGUUAAAAUGCCAUUUAAUUUCUAGUAGAUUUCGACCUGAAGGGGGCUUGGUGGAUUACAGUACGUUCCAGUGAGAGGAUUUGAAGUGGUGAGCUUUAGAGAAGGUCAAUUUUACACAAUGCUGACCGUGGCAUAUAAAGUAUAAUAUUAUUUAUUGUUUUGCAAUGAGCAGCAAAAAAUGUUCAUUCAUGUUUAGUAAUCAAUGAUCUGGAAUUGAGGGAGAAGUGAAGUCGUUUCAUUUCUUUUCCACUUGCAUAUGUUGAACCUGUUUUUGGUCUGGAUCUUACUGGAUCUUACAUCAAUACUAAGCUCAGUGCUGCACAAAGCCUUCAUAGACACAUCUACUGGCAUUGAUGGCACAUGCACAUUGGUUUUAAUUGUUGCAAGAACAAAAUUUAAGCUAGUUUUAUGCCUACAAACGCUGUUAAAAAGAACUACAGACAGGUGGAAGUGGUCAGCACACUCUUCCCACCACUUCAGCCAGUGCAAUAGAGGGAAGUACUAAGGGCAUACCCUUCUGAACCUCUCUAAUUUUCUCUUAUGAGUACACAGAUGUAAAAAAAAAAAAAAUAGCCAUACAAUACCAUGCAAAUGCACGGUCAAGGUCCCAUCCUUUCUCCAGCCAAGGCAGGAAUCUGAACCAUUACAAUAAAGCCAAUCAAGGCUCUUCAAAGCAUGAUGAUUCCUGCAAAAGCUCCUGGAGCUGUUUAAUGUGUAUAUUUACUCUGUUCUCUCCAUUUCGAGUGCUAGCGGAGUAUUAACUCCACCCUCCAGCCGAGGGGUGGACGGUCAGACUGUUUCUGUUACUGUUUAAUUUGGACAUUUUUUUAGAUCUUGGAAGUGAUUCUACCGUAUGUGAAAACUAGCUGUGCUGAAUAUAUAGAACUGUUUUUUUUUUUUUUUGCAAGAUUAUCGUAAAGUUGUUGUAUUAAGAUAUUCCUAACGCAUCGAUUAAGCAUAACGUUAAGAACCCCCCCAUGUUUCUACAUACAUUAUACAUUUUUCAGCUUUAAAAAGGGCAUAUAUAAUAGGAUCAUUGUGUAGUGUUAUAAUUACAGUAUUCAGUACAGUGGUCCUGUAUCUGUUUCUCUGUAUACUUUAUUAUUAUUAUCCUCCUUUCAUCCUGCUUUUAAUGCUCAGGACCCCAAUCAUUCUAAUUUCCAGCCCUGCAGUGACACUGAUUUACGUAAUAGUGAUUAGUGUGUUAGUUGUGUGUGUUGUGUUGGUGGUAGCCUAUGAGUGGAUCAGACACUGCAGCAGUGCUGCUGGAGUUUUUAAACACUGUCUCCUACCUAGCUGACCUAUUUGCUUCACAUUGUAGAUAAAGUAAAGUCAGAGACAGAAGCUCUAAAUCUGUUGCUGCACAGUUUGUGUUGAUCAUCCUCUAGUCCUUCUACACUGUUGGCUGGUUGGUGGACUAUUCUUAGUCCAACAGUGAAACUGAGGUGUUUAAAAACUCCAGCAGCACUGCCGCAGUGUCUAAUCCACUCACUCACACCAGCACAACACACAGGACAGGACCAGGACAACAGGAAUUGCAUCUUUAAACAAAGUUAUUUUAAAUAUUUAUAAUGCCACAUGUGAUUUAAAACAGUAAAAUUGACAGAGAUGUGAAUACAAAUGUACAUCAGAAAUAUGAGUUACAUUGAUUUAGGAUAAAUAGACAUAUUUUGAUCUACGCAUGAAAAAAAUAAAUAUAUAUACUCUCCGCCAGGCAAGGGUGGACAAUGGAUGAUGCCAAAGAAAUUAACCUUUUUCUUUUUUUAUGUUUUGUUGCACAUAAAGCUAAUUAAAGCCUAUUUUCCAUCAGAAUAGAGCAUGAGUUUACAGUAGCUUAGCCCCGCCCACUACAUCAGAGAAAAAAAAAACAGCAACUCAGUGUCAUGGUGUGCACAGAAUUGCAGACACGUGCAGAUACUGAUAAAAAUAUAUGUUUAUUAUAAAAUAAACAGAUGUAAACGUAGUCGAUACAGAAACAAUGGGUAAUCACCAGUAAACAGAGCAAUGAAGGCAAAACCAUACCAUAAACGAGAAACAGUCCAGAGUUCAUACAUGAGAGAUCCAAUGUCAGAGGUAAUCCAAGAGGCAGUAGUGAAAACACAGUCCAGGUAAUACACAGGUAAUCCAGUAUCAGAGGCAAAGGCAAUAAUCGGCGUUGAGAAAACAAAAGCAAGGUCAUACACAAGAUAAACUGAGACAAGAGAUAAAGUAACGCUUUGUAAUGAGGAGAACCUACAAUACGCGGCGUGGGUGUUUGUGUGGUGUGCUCUUUUAUAGUGCCAGUAAUCAGUAUUCGGGGCUUCCUGGAGGAAGCAGGUGAGGUGUCACGUGAUCAGGUGAGUGCGUGAUGUCAGCGGGUGGUGCAUUCUGGGUAGUGUAGUUGUUGACCUGAGAACCUCCGUUAGAGCUUGGUGUGGAAGGGACAGAGGAGCUAACAGCACCAGACGUGACACUCAGACAUUAGUAAGAGCUAUUUUUUGUUUUUUUUUACUAAUUUCAUGUGAUUUAAAACACUUUUAUCAUGUUACUGUGUGAUGUAAAAGGUCAAUAUCAAAUCUAAAAUAAAAAAAUAAAAAAUAAACACAGGCAUUUAAUGCAGUGGACAUUAAAAAACAAUUAAAUAAUUUAGUUAGUUUGAUUUAAAAGUAUAUUUUAAAAUAUCCAGAGAAACAGAUGCAGGACUGCACUCUAUAAUUAUUAUAGAACUACAAAGUGUCCUAUAUGCUCAGUGGAGCUGGAAACAUUAUACAGUCUGUAGAAACUAGGAUGUGGUCAUAAUCUUAUGCUUGAUCGAUGUAAACCAGUCCAGAGGAAGUAAUACAUACAAGUGUUUUACCAUAUGUACCUUAUCAUACGUCACACCCCUCAUAUACAAAAGCACAGCUAAGCAGCCAUUCCAGCAUUUUUAAGCCUCAAAAAAAAAAAAGCUCUUUCUAGGACGAAUAAACCUGUCGUGACUUUUUACCCGGCUGUGAUACGUAUAUAGGUGCCAUAUUACUGGUUAUACUGGUCACCGUUUCCUUUAUCCUUUCUUAUUUCUUCCCUCAGAGAUUUUUUGAGACUGUAAUCCAAGAUUCUUACCAAAGUGUUGUGUAGAUGUUUUAUAGUUGUCUUUCACCACCUUUGCUCCCUCUGACAUAAAAAUUUAUAAUAUUUUGGAAUAUUCCACCUUUACAAUAAAAGUGAAUGUGACAAGA
Messenger RNA from Astyanax mexicanus (Mexican tetra), 6173 nucleotides. RefSeq names its product spondin 1a (gene spon1a). NCBI's taxonomy places the organism in Eukaryota, Metazoa, Chordata, Actinopteri, Characiformes, Acestrorhamphidae. The transcript is spliced from 16 exons. Bases 245 to 2719 code for a protein of 824 amino acids. Gene Ontology annotation, cellular component: extracellular matrix. Gene Ontology annotation, biological process: cell adhesion. The record is from RefSeq and is a predicted model, not a curated record.